This is a messenger RNA of Sinocyclocheilus rhinocerous, 6471 nucleotides long. RefSeq names its product inaD-like protein. The coding region runs from base 251 to 5737 and encodes 1828 amino acids. NCBI's taxonomy places the organism in Eukaryota, Metazoa, Chordata, Actinopteri, Cypriniformes, Cyprinidae. The record is from RefSeq and is a predicted model, not a curated record. The transcript is spliced from 48 exons. Gene Ontology annotation, molecular function: protein binding.
CGUGACUGACGGAGCUCUUAAAGAAACAGUGCACUAGAUUCGCCGCACACAUAGCGUGUGAGGCUCGCUCAGGUGUAAACACACACGUACAGACAAAACAGGACUCAGUCUCAGCCCUAAACAAUACUUGGAAUGCUGGAUUGUGUUUUGUGAGGGAUUCCAAAUUGACAGAGAUUUGAUUUAACCCCAAGACCAAGUGUAUGGACGAAUAUUGUAGAUCAGUCUGCACUGAAUUUUCAAGAUAACGACAAUGUAUGAGAACGUACCGACAGUGUCUGCUUCCGAGCGGCAGCAGGUGCUCCAGGCCUUGGAAAGACUUCAGUCCAAGCUCGUGCAGAGAGAAGAGUGGACCCACAGCGACAGACUCGGCACACUGAAGGAAGCCCUGCAGAGCCCUCUGUUCGGCCACAUCCUCACCCUGCAGCACUCCGUCAAACAGCUUAAAGACCAGUUAAACAGCUUGCCUCCGGACACAUGCACAGAGUUCAGUUUCUCCAGGAAGGGCCAGCUGAUCGUCAGUGCGAGUCGUCCGUCCAGCAGCCUGGGAUCCGUGGUGUCCAACGGUACAGCUUCAACUAACACAUCUUCUGAGCAGCUUCAGAGAUGGAUAAAUGCGGCCGCAAUGGGAAGGAAGACGGAGCUCAUCAGCCUGCAGAAGCCGUUAUCUGGAGGUCUGGGUUUCAGUGUGGUCGGCCUGAGACCAGAGGGGGUGGGCAGUCAUGGUGUGUUCGUCAGACAGGUGCAACAAGGGAGCGUCGCAGACAGGGAUGGAAGAUUGCAGGAGAAUGAUCAGAUUCUGGCAAUUAACGGGAUUCCUCUGGAUCAGAGCGUGACGCAGCAGCAGGCUAUCGCUCUCCUCCAGCAACAGAAAGACAGAGUGGAGCUGGUGGUGGCCAGAGACUCUGUGGCCAAACCCCGACUCUCUACAUCUGCACCCAUUCAGAUGGAUCAGUGGGGACAUGUGGAGGAGAUUGAGCUGGUGAAUGAUGGAUCCGGCCUGGGAUUUGGGAUUGUCGGAGGCAAGGCAACAGGAAUGGUUGUCAGGACCGUGUUGCCAGACAGCGUGGCCGAUAAGCCAAAUUUGGAGGGCUACGAAAUCCACGAAGUUGCGUUAAAAAAGAAGGAAGGCCAGAGCCUCGGGAUCUCCAUAAUCGGACACAACGCUUUGACUGCUAAGGAUGCGGUGGGGGUCUUCGUGAAGAACGUGGUUCCAGGCAGCGCCGCUGAGCAGAGCGGGAAAAUCCAUGUCCACGACAGGAUAAUAGCAUUGGAUGGCGUGAACCUCCAGGGAUUCACCAACCAGGAAGUCCUGGAAGUAAUGAAGCGGACAGGUGAUAUCGUACACCUUACCCACAUUAGGAAGAUCAACUCGCCCAAGAGGACAGUCGUAGAAAAAUCACUAGAUAAAGUCCAGAGAGAGUCGUCGCGUGUGUCUCUGAAGAGAUCGUCUGAGAUCAAGGCGCGGGCGGAUGUUCAGAGGGGCUCUGUUGUGGAGUCUAUGGACUCUGCUCUGAGUGGGAUCAAACAACAGCUGCAGGGGAAAAUGCAAGAGCCGGCCCCGCUGACGGAGAUGGAGCUUCGCGCUAAAUGGGAACAGGCUCUUGGUCCACAUUACGAUGUUAUGGUUGUACAGCUUGACCCUGUCAUAGAUGAUGAUAUUGAGCUGCAGAAGUACUCCAAGCUUCUCCCAAUACACAUAAUGCGCUUGGGUGUGGAACUAGACUCUUUUGAUGGACACCACUACAUUUCCACAGUGGCUCCUGAGGGUCCGGUGGCAAAACAUGGGCUGCUUCGACCAGAGGAUGAACUUCUGGAGGUGAAUGGCGUGCAGUUGUAUGGGAAGUCCAGACGAGAGGCUGUUGCGUUCCUCAGAGAGGUUCCUCCUCCCUUUACUUUGGUUUGCUGCAGACGCCUAGCUGAAGAAGGCAGCGAAUACCACCCUGAAUCUGAAGAGUGGCACUCAUCCAGCCCCUCAGCCAGCCUACAGGAGCAGAUUGAGAAUAACCUCUCCAUGUUUGCCAAAGAUACAAGUCUACGUGAGAGCAUGAGGGAAGAGUUUCAGGCAUCAGCAGUGGAGCAAGAGGUUAACGAUAAAGAAGAGCCCCUAGAGCCAAGCAGCCCUGAGAGAGAGCAGAUGGAUGAGGAGAAGGGUGAUGAAGAAGAUGAAGGGGAACUAGCUCUGUGGUCUCCAAAUGUGCAGGUGCUAGAACUAGAGAAAGGAGAGCGAGGCCUUGGCUUCAGCAUACUAGACUACCAGGACCCUCUGGACGUUGCGCGCUCUGUGAUUGUCAUCCGCUCUCUGGUGCCUGGAGGGGUGGCGGACAUUCACGGCGGGCUCCUCCCGGGUGACCAGCUGGUUUUCGUCAAUGACACUCAUCUAGACACAUGCUCUCUGGCCCAGGCCGUAGAGGUCCUCAAAUCUGCUCCGCCUGGGAGAGUCUACCUUGGGAUCAGGAAACCACUGGUGCCAGAGGACAAAGGUAGUGGGCAGCAGUCCUCUUGGCCUGUAGAGGGCGCUGAUGAGCAAACAGCAGGAAAACAGGCCGUCACUCUCCGAUCUAUGCAAGAGGACUUUGGGAACGGCUCUGUCUUAUCUGACGAUCUGGAUGAGGAGCCAGAGCUUAUCCUGGACGCUGAGCCCCGCUACGCCUCUCCCCUCACCACCAUUGACCUCCUGCCCGUCCUGGAGCGAGAGAUGGCUGUAGAUGAGGAUGAUGAAGAGCAGGAGAUGGACACCAUGAAGGAUCAAGGGAGCUCCAAGGUCAAGGGCGACAGUCUGCCUUCAUACUUGAGUGAGAAGACUCGCUCCUGGGAAGAGCCAACACCAUCCAACCCCUACCAGUUCAACAUUCAACCUGAUACACAAGAACAGUUCGCAGAGGUGGACAAUGAGCUUUGCACAAGCUUUGAGAAGAUUCAGCUGCAGCUCCCGCACAUUCCCCUUAGUCAGUCGGCCACAUGGAUAGAGGCAGCAGACAGCGAGGCAGACUCUGACUCCAGAAACGAAGGCUCAGAGCUUACCUUGACCGACACCGACACUGAAUCUGCACAGCGCACUUCCUCUCGCAGCAGGAAGAGAAGAAACCAGGGGGCUGCCGGUUCAAUCAGAGAAGGCCACAGUGAUCUGCCUGAAAGAGAGGAGGGAGAAGGUGAGGAGACACCUGCGUUCAGUCACUGGGGUCCCCCACGCAGGGUGGAGGUGUUGCCAAAUCCGGAGGAGUCUCUGGGCAUCAGCAUAGUGGGCGGCCGCACAGUUAUAAAGAGGCUGAAGAACGGAGAGGAACUGAAGGGCAUUUUCAUCAAACAGGUGCUGCCAAACAGCCCAUCUGGACGCACGGGUGCCCUUAAAACAGGAGACAAGAUCUUACAGGUUUGUGGAGUGGAUUUGCAGAAUGCCAGCCAUGAGGAGGCAGUACAGGCUAUAAAAGCGGCGCCCAGUCCCGUGGUCUUCAUCGUGCAGAGCCUGUCCUCCACUCCACGGCAGAAAGCAGGACAGACCAGCGGCCCUCCACCCAUGCGCCUCCCCCCACCUUACAGACCCCCCAGCCAAGUGCAGGAGGAGGAGCAGCAGGAGGAAGAGAGCGAGGAUGAGGAGCAAGCUAAAGAGGUGAUCAGGCAGAGGUACGCGGACCUGCCGGGAGAGUUGCUGAUCGUGGAACUGGAGAAAGAUCGGAAUGGCUUGGGCCUCAGUCUGGCUGGGAACAGGGAUCGCUCCUGCAUGAGCAUCUUCGUGGUGGGGAUCACCGCCGGAGGGCCGGCCAGCCGAGAUGGACACAUCAAAGUGGGCGACGAGCUGUUGGAGAUAAACAACCAGGUGUUGUACGGCAGGAGCCACCAGAAUGCAUCGGCCAUAAUAAAAAGCGCCUCUUCAAAGGUCAAACUCGUCCUGGUCAGGAAUGAAGAUGCUAUCAAUCAAAUGGCUGUCGCUCCUUUUCCUUCCCAGCCUUCCUCGUUCUACUCCAGUGAGACGCAUCAGAAUACGCCAGCAGUUCCAGCUCCAGCAGAGAAGCCACAGCUACCCGAGAGCCUCCCUCUGAGCAGAAGUUCACCUGAGCCGCCACUAAUCAAGGAUCAACCCAGCUUGGCGCCGACCGUGAGCUCCACGCAGACAGAUCAAGUGCAGAAGACUUUCAGAGAUGGAGAGUCAGCCUUAAAGAAGCUGAAAUCUUCAGAGAAAAUAUUGGAGUCUCCAAGCGAACAGCCACCCAAGCCUCUUGUGGAGCAGAUCACCAGUCUUCCAAAAAUCCAGAGGAAUUCCACCAAGCCCUCAGCAGGUUCUCUGGAGGUCACAUCCUCAGGAUCAUACGUGCCAGUGUCCGGCACCAGCCCUGACUUCGAGUACUGCAGCAAAGACCCUGCUACAUGUCCCAUAGUUCCAGGACAAGAGACGGUUAUUGAGAUUUCUAAAGGCCGGUCUGGACUGGGUCUCAGUAUAGUUGGCGGCAAAGAUACUCAGCUGGAUGCCAUAGUGAUUCAUGAAGUGUAUGAGGAGGGGGCGGCGGCGCGGGACGGUCGGCUCUGGGCUGGAGAUCAGAUUCUCGAGGUGAAUGGAGUGGAUCUGCACAGCGUGGCUCACGAAGACGCAAUAGCUGCUCUACGGCAAACACCAGCCGAAGUGCGGUUGACGGUCCUGCGAGAUGAGGCGCAAUACAGGGACGAGGAGAACCUCGACGUGUUCCGCAUUGAACUUCAGAAGAGAACCGGACGCGGGCUGGGCCUGAGCAUCGUUGGGAAGAGAAAUGGUAAGGGUGUGUUCAUCUCAGAUGUGGUGAAGGGCGGAGCGGCUGAUCUGGACGGCAGGCUGAUGCAGGGUGAUCAGAUCCUGUCUGUGGAUGGAGAGGACAUGAGACAGGCCUCACAGGAGACUGUUGCCGCCAUUCUCAAGUGCGCCAGGGGCAAGGUGCUGUUGGAGCUGGGCCGACUGAAGGCUGCCUCCUGGAUCUCUUCCAGAUGCACCUCCCAGGGAAGUCAGAUGAGCCACGUGAGCGCCAACAGCAGCACCCCAACCCCCAUGCCCCCUGCUGUGGCCCCGCCCCCCUCUCAAACCCUCAACAACAACAGCCAAAACAUCACCGAGACCAACAGCAAAAGCACAGGGACAGAGCCAGGUGUUCGGACAGUGGAGAUCACACGGGGUCCCACUGAUGCUUUGGGUGUGAGUAUAGCGGGUGGUAAGGGCAGUCCGCUGGGCGACAUCCCCAUUUUCAUCGCCAUGAUCCAGGCCAACGGCGUGGCUGCCAGGACACAUCGCCUCAAAGUAGGUGACAGGAUUGUGAGCAUCAACUCUCAGUCUCUGGAUGGCUUGACUCAUGGGGAUGUCGUAAAUAUGCUGAAGAAUGCGUACGGCACCAUCGUCCUCCAGGUGGUUGCCGACACCAACAUCAGUGCCAUAGCCAGUCAGGUGGAGAGUCUGUCCAGUAGCUCCACCCCAAGCACCAAUCCAGAGGUCCGGCCGGUGGAACCAGAGACGCCCAAGCCAAAGACCAUCACUCUGGAGAAGGGCUCAGAGGGGCUGGGCUUCAGCAUCGUGGGCGGCUUUGGGAGUCCACAUGGAGAUCUUCCUAUCUACGUCAAAACCGUGUUCAGCAAGGGGGCAGCGGCGGUGGACGGGCGUCUGAAACGCGGUGACCAGCUGCUAUCGGUUAAUGAAGAGAGUCUGGAGGGCGUCACACACGAGCAGGCUGUGGCCAUACUGAAGAAGCAGCGGGGAAGCGUCACGCUGUCAGUCCUCUCCUAACAAACACACUAAGGACUACAUCCACUGAAAAACACACACUUUGCAUCAGCAGCGGCCAUUAUUCGGCCACCUUACUUCCUGAUAUGGAGACCAUUUGCACUCGAUCGUUUAAACUCCGCCAUCUUGCUGUUUGUGCACCUGGUAUCGAAAUCAAUCCGAAAAAUACUCAUAAAGGGAAAUUACUGUAUCGUCUUUGUCUUAGUCACAGACAUGUAGCCUCUCCACUGGUGACAGUGAGCAGGUGAAUAUUAGAGAAGGUUAUUUUGAUGAAAUGAGUGCUGGUAACUCAAGACCAGGAGGAAAAAUUAAAGUAGCGGAUGCACAACACACACUAACACACGCAAUUUGUUUGUAAUUAUCUUUUCAGUCCACAUACAAUAACUUAUAAUGUGGUUAUAAUGUAUAAUGUGGUAAUCUUGAUCUUUUAAUUUAAAACAAUAUGUACAUGACCUACUGACAAACCAACCCUAUUUACAAGAAAUCAGAUUAAUUGUAUGUAGUAGAUGAAUUCAUGGAUGAGCAUUAAUACGGGAUGACAGACGUGCCUUGGAAUGGGCAGAUCAGAUUGUAAUGGGAUGUUUUGUUUAGCUAGUAUUAAGAUAUAAGGAUCAUUUAAAUCAGGUUCUUUACAUUGCAGGGUAGCUUUGUGAUUAUUUCAAGAAAUAGUUCAUUAAAAGAUGAAAAAAAAACAUCCCUGAUGUUGCUCCAAACCUGUGUGUUACUCUUUCUUCUGU